Messenger RNA from Caenorhabditis elegans, 1386 nucleotides. It is a transcript of the gene vab-15, whose product is annotated as Homeobox protein vab-15. The coding region runs from base 17 to 694 and encodes 225 amino acids. Gene Ontology annotation, molecular function: DNA binding; DNA-binding transcription factor activity, RNA polymerase II-specific. The transcript has 4 exons. Gene Ontology annotation, cellular component: nucleus. Gene Ontology annotation, biological process: anatomical structure morphogenesis; regulation of gene expression; regulation of DNA-templated transcription. Lineage: Eukaryota; Metazoa; Nematoda; Chromadorea; Rhabditida; Rhabditidae. The record is from RefSeq and is marked reviewed.
AGAUAUUAUUAGAACAAUGGUGUCGAAAGAUGAAAAACCAAAGCAAUCAGGAUUAUUCAGUGUAGAGAGUCUACUUGAAACACCCAAACAAAAAUGUCGUGAAGAUUUACCAAAACCUACGCCAAUUACGCCAAAAACUCCUAUGCUAAUACCAGGAUUACAUCCUAUGACUCCAUACUUCGGCGCUCAAUUGGAUCCUGUGAUGAUAUAUUUCGCUCAGACCGGAAACCGGCUGCCAAUAGUAAGCUCCGACAGUUCACCUGAAUCCUGUGCCUCGUCUCCACUGUCUAUGCAACAUUCACUUCAAUGGCUAUCAUCUCAGCGAGAAGAUUCACCAACUAGCGAUGACGCCAAGAUUCAAAUAGGGCUUUCCAAGUGCAUGUUAAGGAAACACAAGAACAAUAGAAAGCCACGUACCCCAUUCUCUACUCAACAACUUAUUUCUUUGGAAAGAAAGUUUCAAUCAAAACAGUACCUGUCAAUUGCGGAAAGAGCAGAGUUUAGCGCAUCAUUGCAAUUGACAGAGACACAAGUCAAAAUUUGGUUCCAGAAUCGAAGGGCUAAAUCAAAAAGACUACAGGAAGCUGAAGUGGAAAAAGUGAAGUUUGCACAGGCCAGUGCUUACGCAGCAGCUGCAGUUGGCGGAGCACCAGAUCCAUCCAGCAUUUUGGCAUUUUACCAACCUCAGUGGUAGUGACCGCAUAACAUCACUUCCUUUUCCGCGGUGACAGAAAUACCCACCGUCAUGUCUACAAUGCAUGCCUUAAACCGUGCCUUAAAGAUAGGCAAGACCUACUUUGCCAUAAAAGUUACUGUGACUCCACUAGAGAGGUUGCCUUUCGAACAAAGUAGGCAUGCUUUGUAGACACGUAUGUGGGCAUUUUUGUCUUACUGUAUAAUACUUAUCCCUCCCAAAACCUAGUCUCUAAACCAGCCAAUAAGUCAUUUCACAAAAUUGUUAAUUACCAUUGAGCCUACCAAAAUUGAAUGAUUCCUUCACACCUCUUGAUUGGCCUCAAAAACAAUGCUCAACAUUCAGUUAUUAGUCCGGUUCCAACAAAAAAAACUAUAUGCAAUUCCACAUUCCUGAACUUGUUCCCCAUUUCUUUCACAUUGUGUUGUGGGCUAAUUCGCUUUUCAUUUUGCACAUUUUCUUUAUUCGUUAGCAAACUGUUUUAUUAAUCAUCUAAAGUUGCAAAAUACAUGUGAUCUCUUUAAAAAUGAAUAGGUUAAAAACUUAAAUGUUUAGCGCCACUUGUUUAUAUUUCCUUAUGUCAUUCUCCCUGUUUUUAUGUUUCCCAAUACACUAGCUUUUGCUUGUAAUUUUGCUUACAGAAACAAUUUUUUUUUAAUUUACUGUAAUAAAUAAUAAUGCAAACAUUAAUA